AGGUUCCAACCAGGAUAGUGGUUGUAGAUAUCAGUGUCAUACUCUGUCAUUGUAGUUAUGUUGCAUUUGAUCUCCAUCCAAAUUACAGGAUAAACCACUAAGGCACAUGAGGAUCAUGGAAGGCUUUCCAGGCUACCACCUACGACUCAACCAGACCUCCAGCCCCACUCUACCCCCACCCCUUCUCAAUGUCACGGGUGGCUUGAUGGUCAACACCACUGUUAAGCCAUUCAGCGUUUUUGAAGGGUGCGAGAGCAUGGUGGAGGGCAUUCUUUUCGACCUGGCCAUCCAGUUGUUCAACGUCAUCCUGGGGCUACCGGCCAACAUUCUGGUGAUAGUCAUCCUGAUCCAAAACCGCCGUGAGCCCUCCACCUCCGACGUCUUCCUUGGCUGCCUGGCCUUCAUGGACGCCUACUUUGGGCUCAUGACACCCAUCAGCUUCGCCAACUUCUACCACUGGCACAGCAAAAAGGUCUGGAUGGCAUUGAAGUUCUCUUAUGGCGUGAAGGACACCACCGGUCCACUCUUCCUCUCCUGUAUCUGUGUGGACCGAUUUGUGGCUGUCCUCUUCCCCAUCGCCUUUAGCCAGCUCAAGCACCCCAAAUACAGAAUAUCCCUCUCCAUAUUCGUUUUUGGGCUCACGUUUGCGUAUGCCUCUGCUAAAAUGGUUGGAGGCUUUCCGAACUUCGAAAAGGUGUUCACCGGCGAGGUACUGGCUACCUUCACCUGGAUGAUGAUUUGCAAUGCCUCGAUCCUGAUGGCACUGAAGCGCUCGAGGGGCGCCGGGAAGGACGAGAUGCACCCCAUGAAAAAGAAAGCUUUCAAAAUGGUGCUCUCCAUCCUGGUCAUCAUUGUCGUCAACUACCUGCCACUGGUGGCGCUCUUCCCAUUCGAAGACUACUACACGCCAGACGACUUCCGCUGCUACGUGCAGCCGGUGGGCUACGCCUUCUUGAACAUUAGCAGCAGCAUCCAGCCGCUGAUCUACCUCUCGCGUCUGGAGAAGGUGCCCUUCCUGCCUGAGGCCUGGGUCAAGAGGUGCUGUGCCCGCAACCAGCCCACCAGCAAUAAAACGCCCAUGACCGCCUCAAGCACUGAAACCAUAACAACCAUAACAUCCACCGCACCUCUUUCACCAGCCUAACUCCAUAGUCAGUGUUGGGGAGUAAUGGAAUACAUGUAAUGGCGUUAAGUGUUUCAGCGUAUACAAAAUAUGAUAAACUAUGAUUCAGUUACAAUCUCAGUAGGUGGUAAUCAGAAUAAAGUUUAAUUGAUCACUCGAGGGGAUUACUACUUUCAAAUCGACAUGUGUAGUCUAUUCGCUCUUAAAUGCAAGCCUUGCUAUAAACCAGCGUUUCUCAAACCGUCGCCAGUCGAAACUGCCACCUGCAGUGUGCUUCUGUCACUGUCGCUCACUAGAGGUCAGCCUACAUUGUGCAAAAAGCUGUGCAUCUCUCAUGUGCAUCCUCUCCCUUUCUCUCUCAGUUUAGAAUUAAACUUAUGUAUAUAUUAUAUUAUAUAUAUUAUAUAUUUAUGGCCAGUCAUGCAGUUUUUUGUUUGUUUGUUUGUUUGCUUUACACAAAUUAUGUGAAGGAUGUUUCAUGGGCACAUUAAUAAUAAUAAUAAUAAUAAUUAACCUCAAAAACUGUUUCAUAAUAACCUGUAAGGCAAUGCUGAUGUAAUCCUAAAUAUUCAGAAUAUGUUUCUCACGGAAUAUGUUACAAAUUAUAUAUUAUCAGGACAUGGAUUAUUUAAUCCAUAGUAGAAUUCUUUUAAAAAGUAACCCCCGA
Molecule: messenger RNA, 1790 nt
Organism: Clupea harengus (Atlantic herring)
Lineage: Eukaryota; Metazoa; Chordata; Actinopteri; Clupeiformes; Clupeidae
Product: G protein-coupled receptor 183
Biological process (GO): phospholipase C-activating G protein-coupled receptor signaling pathway; positive regulation of Rho protein signal transduction
Cellular component (GO): plasma membrane
Molecular function (GO): G protein-coupled receptor activity
Source: RefSeq, a predicted model, not a curated record